Molecule: messenger RNA, 621 nt
Organism: Racocetra persica
Lineage: Eukaryota; Fungi; Glomeromycota; Glomeromycetes; Diversisporales; Gigasporaceae
Source: the annotation of a GenBank genome assembly
GCUAUUAUGACCAACUACGAAAAGCUCAUUCAAGAAGAUCUUUUGUGUCUAUAAACCCACCUUAUAUGGUACCAGAAGCCUGCUCUUAUCAUGAAGACCAGGACCCUAAUUGGAAGCGUCAUCCACGCUUAUUAUCUUGGUGCAAGGAUCUAUACGUUAACCCUGCUGAAAAAUCGAUGGCAAGUGGACUACUAACUGAGUACUAUAUCAAAGCAGCCAACCGUAUUUAUUAUUUGUUCGAACUAUAUGGCGUGGAACAAAUUUAUCAUACUAAACAUAUUUCGGUUCCUAUGGUCACACAACUUAAACUUUCCGAACUCAAUCGUCUAAUUAAUAUUUUGCCCAUGGAAUGUGCCCUUGUUGAAAUGAAAGACCUAUACUAUAACCCGUGGGAAAAUACUUAUAGCCCCAUUACGGAAACUGCAGAUAUGGAACCCUUAGUUAAAAAGAAGGUUGAAGAAGUUGAGGUGUUUGUGGUUGGCCUAUUGGAAGAUUUAGAUGAGAAGGAGCACGAUAAUCCUGAUAAUGAAAACCCGCCGCACGAAGAAAAAUUCCAACCAAAUACCGUACCUGAAUAUCAUCAAAAAACAGCUGAAAUUGGUCGUAAUAAUGGAAAAUCGA